Cottoperca gobio is the source of this 2166-nucleotide messenger RNA. RefSeq lists its product as uncharacterized. Gene Ontology annotation, cellular component: nucleus. The transcript is spliced from 12 exons. The coding region runs from base 323 to 1474 and encodes 383 amino acids. The record is from RefSeq and is a predicted model, not a curated record. Gene Ontology annotation, molecular function: DNA-binding transcription factor activity; RNA polymerase II cis-regulatory region sequence-specific DNA binding. Lineage: Eukaryota; Metazoa; Chordata; Actinopteri; Perciformes; Bovichtidae. Gene Ontology annotation, biological process: DNA integration; regulation of transcription by RNA polymerase II.
GCGGGAAAUGAGCAUUUCCGGCUUUUGUAUAUAAUUAACAAAUGCAGUUAUAUAUAUUAUAUUAUAUUAUAUUAUAUAUAAACAGCAGGGUUUAACAUAAGACAUAAGAAGAAGACAUUUACUUCCACAUACUGCCGAAUACUAUAUCAUCUUUGUAAGAUUUAUUCUAUUUUUCAAUAGUUUCAAACACCUUGAGGUUAUUAUUUUGAAAAUUCUGACCGGAUGUUGCAGUCGUGGUGCUAACUUGACUGGUCGCUCAAACAACUAUCUUGACAACACAACCAGUUUAUUUAGUCUCAAAUUGAACGAAAUUGUGUACUAAAUGGGAAGAUAUAAAUGUGCAUACAACUGCGAAAACUCCAGUGAGUCAGAUGUGAAGUAUUUUAAGUUCCCCCUGUACAAUCCCCGAAAACUUAAGAAAUGGCUUAUCAACAUGAAGUGGAAGGACUGUACGCCAUCUCGCUUCUCUGCGCUGUGCAUCAAUCAUUUCGAGGAACAAUACAUUGACAGAACAGGCAAAUUUGUGAAACUUCGAGAAGAUGCAAUUCCCACCAUAUUUUCAUCCCCUGGCGACGCACAGAAAAGGAAGGCUUCCAGCAAUCUAAAAAGUAAGAGAUACAAGCCGCCUGGUGUUAAAGCCUCACAGACGAGUCCAGCACCGUCUCCAACAACGACUCCUUCCACGGCAAAGAGAAGAGUCCAGAACAAAGAGGUUAGCCAGACAGAAGAAGAGCCUGCCGGAGACAAAGAUCCAAAAAAGUCAAAUGACAAAUGGAGGAUUAUAGUCGAUGAAGGACUGAUGAAGAUAGAGUCAUUUCCACAUUUCUUCCAUGGAGAUUACUGUGUACCACGGAAUAUACAGUGGGCUCCAGAUGACAAUUUGAGUGCAGACGGUGAAGAUCCUGAGAAGGUGAUAGAGUGGCAGGUGAAAGAGGCGUGGCAGUGGCUCGGUCUGGAUGUCAGAGGUCCGCUGCCUCAAACGCUGAACGGGCACAAAUACAUCUUGACCGUGACGGACUACUAUUCCAAGUGGGUGGAAGCUGUGCCUAUGCAGUCGUGCCUCCCUCCAGAUGUGGCGAAGCAGAUCAUGGACGUCAUCGCCCACUUUGGAUACCCGUUCAGAAUCCUCUCCAGGCUGCCUCAUGACAUAGUCCAUAAAAUCAACAGAGAACUGAAAGAUCAGCUGAAGGUCACCAUCGCUCUUGUCGUCUAUCAUCAGCAGACAGGCACCGUGGAUUUGAUCACGCAGCAGCUGAUUGACAGGAUGGUAAGUGAUCUAGUAGAGGAGCAUGCAACUGACUGGGAUGUCUUCCUGCCUGCCAAAGUUUUCAGUCUGUGUUUCAAAGAGCAUUCAAAGACGAAGGAAAGGCCCUUCUCAGUGCUCUGCUGUAAGGGACUGGAGCCUGUCCAGACCCCCAGAGGACUGAAUUAUGCUUAUUCCAAGAUCCGAGAGAGCGCUUUCGUUGUUAGAUAAAUAUUUAUCUGCUUGAAUUUGGUGGCGCAAACGCACCAGUUGGAGGAAGAAGAAGAAGAAGAAGAAGAAGAAGAAGAAGAAGAAGAAGAAGAAGAAGAAGAAGAAGAAGAAGAAGAAGAAGAAGAAGAAGAAGAAGAAGAAGAAGAAGAAGAAGAAGAAGAAGAAGAAAUAAUAAGUGGUUGCUGUUGCUGGCUAACUAGUUUGAGAACCCACAUUUUGACAAAAGGAUGAUCAUACUUACAAUUUAGCACAAGAAAACGUAAGGGAUUGUGAAUCCUUGGGGGGGCUAUUCAGUUAGUUGCAAUCUGCAACCUCACCGCUAGAUGCCACUAAAUCCUACACACUGGUCCUUUAACGUUGUACUACAAUGAAUUUUCUUAAAAAUGCUUUAAGAAUAAAUUGCAGAAUGACAAAGCGUAAAGUUUGAUACCAGAGGGGAAGUCAAGAUCAUGACAAAUCAUGUCAUAAACAAACGUUUAGAAAGCUGUUAGUUUGAGUCUGAUUGUUUCAACAUUAUGUUUUACAUCAGGAUUUGUUUGUUGGCCUCCUGUUUUCCAUUCCACUAACUGAUCAUUCUUAAGAAACUGAAAGUAAGCUGUAGUCCAAACAUUUGAGUUUGCAAAUUAGGCUUCUUGGUCUUUUUUGUUUUUUUGCUUUAUAUGUAAAAUAUGUAAAUAAACUUUAAAUAAGAA